GAGUCAUUGGUCGCAUUUAAUAUGGUCACCGGUUCCUCUCUGUCGUCCGUACCAUCAUUCACCGCCUAUUUCCGGUCAACCUUUCACCCCAAGCCUCCUUUAAUUCCUCCUUAUUACUAUACUACUACCACCGAAACCCUUCCCCCUCUUGAUUGAUAUUCCUAUUUCCUAGCUAGCUAGAUCGAAAUUGAUUAAUUAGCACACAACAUUAUAAGAGUGAGCAAAGGUCCUGUUACAGAUGGAACUAGAAGCCAUGGACACCAAAGAGUUGAUGAUGAUGAUGAUGAUGAUCAAAAUGGAGAAUCAGAAUAAUCCCUAUCCUCACAUGGAUAUGGAUAUUCCUUCUGACCCGUUUUCAUCACUACCAGUACUGGAUCAGACUGCUUUUGGGUCCGAGCAAAAGACUUCCUUAGGGUUCAUGGAGUUAUUGCAGGGUGGUUUUCAUGAUCAUAACUAUUCAUCUCCUUCUUCUUCUUCCAUCUUUGACAUUAAUAAUAUGAUGAUGAUGAUGUACCACCAUGACCAUCAGCUGCCAUCACCACCAUCAUCAUCGUCAGCUCAUCCUCAUUCGAACCAACAUGAUCAUGAUCAUUACAAGGAGGAGGAUGUAACUGUUGAUGAGGUUGCUGGAGAAGAAUCAUCGAUAUCGGUGGUGUUAAAUGUGCACCCUUCAAUUUCAUCACCGAAUGCUUCUUCCCUCUCCUCACCUCAACCUGCUGCUGCUGCUGCUGCUACUGUUGAUCAACUACACAAGCCCCUGAAACAGUGCAUGGAAUCGAAGAGAACGAAGGUGGAUGGAGAUGAUGAGAGAAAGACAUUAAAGAAGAAGAAGAAGAAGAAAGAGAGAGAAGCAAGAUUUGCAUUCAUGACGAGGACUGAGAUUGAUCAUCUGGAUGAUGGCUACAGAUGGCGCAAGUACGGCCAGAAAGCUGUCAAGAACAGCCCUUUCCCGAGGAGCUACUACAGGUGCACAAGUGCAUCCUGUAAUGUGAAGAAGAGAGUGGAGAGGUGUAUGGGUGAUCCCUCCUUCGUUGUUACCACUUACGAAGGUCAACACAUCCAUCCAAGCCCAAGCCCUUCUGCUGCACCUACUAUUAAAAUUCCAUCCUUUAAUCAUCAUCUCAACAACAGCAUCAUCAUCAAUCCCACUACCUAUAAUUAGCUAUACAUAGCUCUAUAUCUUAGCUAUGCUCGGCCUGCAGCUACCAUAUAUGCAUGAAACUAGACCAAUUAAGGAGCAGCUGCAGGUCUUCUUGAUCAGGCCGGAUAUGCUAUCCACAAGCAACACUUAAUUCAUCACUCAUUCAUCAUGCAUCUUCGAUCGUCUUUCAAUUAUAUAUCAAACAUCCCAGCAUUAAUUAAUACGUACCUUGUUCCAGUGUAUAUAUAGCUAGCAUGGAAGACCUUAGUUUUUACUUUAUUAAUCCCGGUCUUUUGUAGAUAGGAAUGGUCUGUGUCAAUUAUAUAAACCUAGCUGCUUGUCCUUUACCAAACGCC
Molecule: messenger RNA, 1497 nt
Organism: Lactuca virosa
Lineage: Eukaryota; Viridiplantae; Streptophyta; Magnoliopsida; Asterales; Asteraceae
Source: the annotation of a GenBank genome assembly